AUGAAAAUACAGGAAGUAAAACUACUCUAUAUUUACAAUGAAAAUGACUUAGAUUCCCACAAGGUAGAAGCAGGUCUGUUGGCAGCAACCUUGUCUUUAACAUCAGAGUCUGCACGUGCGACGUUGUCUGUGCGGCGCUGUUGGCAUCUGCCUGAAUUAAAGGAGAGAAUAGAGAAGAAACCCAUGAUCAUCGCUGCCAGCAGUAACUCUGAUUUUCAGAUGUCAAAGGAAAAUGCAGCAGACACUGGGAACAUCAUCCUUAACCAUGACUUCUCAGAUGGGCUGCACUUCUGGCGCCCAAAUUAUGGUUGUGAUGCUUUUGUGGUUCCAGCAGGUUCUGGAUACCAUAAUGGAUUAACAACCGCUAUUGUGUCGAAACGUAAUCAAUGUUGGCAUGGAUUAGAGCAAGACAUUACGAGCAGAAUAUCUGCAGGUUCCACUUACACAGUUUCUGCUUGUGUUGGCGCCUCUGGUACUUUUCAGGGUUGUGUUAAUGUACUGGCUACAUUGAAACUGGUGUAUCAAAAGUCAGAAACAAGCUUUCAAUCCGGUGAAAAAAAAUCUGUAUCAAAUGAUGGUUGGGGGAUGCUAGAAGGUUCAUUUUCCCUGUCAACAAUGCCUAAUGAAGUUAUAUUUUAUCUCGAGGGACCACCACCUGGGGCUCACCUUCUCAUCAAAUCAGUAGUGAUCUCAUGUUCCAGUUCUACUACUUGUGAUGAAUCGAAGGAUUUAAUGGAGAAGGCACCAAUUAUCACUGCCUACAAUAACUUUGAUUCUCAGUGUUGGGCCAAAACUGGCCUCAAAAGUACAUUAGAGAAACAUUUAGUAAAAUCCUCCCCGCUCUGUAUCUUAUGUAAUUAUACGAACCAGGAGCAAUUUUUUUAUUUUUAUGUUUUGCUUCUGGCUAUUUUACCAUGGCUCAGUGAGAAAUUUUGCUUGAGCAUCAAAUCUGUACCUUCUGAAGCAAUUGAGACUGUUAUAUCAUACCUGAUCUUAAAGAUUUUGCUGCUAUAUGUUAUUGUUCAUGCUCAUCAACCAUACAAGUCGUAUUUCUCGUUGGACAAUGAACUCGAUAAUGAGCUGAAAUGGUACUGGACAGAACCACAGCAAGGGAACUUCAACUAUAAAGAUGGAAAUGAUUUUCUCGUUGAGGAUUGCAGUGACACGCUAUCUUCCCCUUUUGAGCAUAUUCUUGAUCUUCAAGAGCGCGAUGCAUCUGUUGGAGGAAUAGGAAUUCAGGGACAUAUUGACACUCCUGUUGGACCCAUUGUAUGUUCUGCUCUGGACAAACUUGGUAUUCUUGGACUUCCAAUCUGGUUCAAUGAAGUUGAUGUUUCUUCUGACAAUGAAUAUGUUAGAGCUGAUGAUCUAGAAGUUAUUUUUCGGGAAGCUUAUGCUCACCCUGCUGUUGAAGGUAUAAUGUUGCGAGGAAUGUGGGAGAUGUUCAUGUGUCGGCCAAAUGCACAUUUAGUGAAUGCAGAAGGUGACAUCAAUGAAGCUGGAAAAAGAUACCUUGCUCUUAAGCAGGAGUGGUUGUCCCAUUCUCAUGGUCAUAUUGAUGAACAAGGGCAAUUCUGCUUUAGUGGAUUCCAUGGCUCCUAUGAAGUUGAAGUCAUUACUGGUUCUAAGAAAAUUACCAAGAAUUUUGUGGUUGACAAGGGUGGCGAUGCACUGGUGAUUUCCAUCGAUAUGUAGUUCUUGUUUUGACUCAAUCUCUCUCCUAUAGUAUGACUAUGUGUUGUGCAAAAGUUGUACUCAUGCCUUCUAUCAUCUGUUCUGUCCAUGGGUCUAAUGCAAAAUAUUUCAUUUGUUUAUUUUUUUGUAUCUUCUCAGGUGAGUUAAUAGAAGAAAAGCUUCAUAUGAUUGGAGUAACUGAAAAUGAAUUAAUUCAUCAGUAUUACCCUGUUAGACAUUUGUG
Messenger RNA from Nicotiana tabacum (common tobacco), 1918 nucleotides. The record is from RefSeq and is a predicted model, not a curated record. Lineage: Eukaryota; Viridiplantae; Streptophyta; Magnoliopsida; Solanales; Solanaceae.